AUGCUUCUGCUAAAACAAGAAACUGCCAAUAAUGCUGCUGUUGACGAUUGCAAUGCUGCUUCUGACAAUGAUGAUGAUGAUGACGAAAAUGGUGUUGGAGUUUUCUUAUUCUCUACAAAUUUAGUUUGUCCUAGAGUAAGAAAACCCAAAGCGCCAAAAUCAACCAACUCCUCAUCGGCCACAGCAGCAGCUUCAGCAUCUAGUGCAGCAGGGGUCGAAAAAGCCAACUCACCCAGUUCAACAUCGUCUGCAAAUAACAACGAAGAUAAACGACCGCGUACAGCAUUUAGUGGUUCACAAUUAGCAAGACUGAAGCAUGAAUUUAAUGAAAAUCGCUAUUUAACCGAAAAACGUCGUCAACAACUAAGCUCCGAAUUGGGUUUAAAUGAAGCACAAAUCAAGAUUUGGUUUCAAAAUAAACGUGCCAAAUUGAAAAAGUCUAGUGGCGUUAAGAAUCCCUUGGCCCUGCAACUAAUGGCUCAAGGCCUCUACAACCACUCCACCAUACCUUUGACUAGAGAGGAAGAAGAACUGCAAGAGUUGCAAGAGCGGGAAAAGAACAACAGCAAUAAUAACACAAAUAGCUUGCAACAACAGCAACAGGCAGCAAGUGCAGUUACUUCUUAGAAUUAUGAUGAGUGAAAAGUGGACCUAAUUUUUUUGUACAAAAUAGAAUUUUUUUAAACAAAAGUGUGUUGUAAAUACAAAAAAAUGUUGUUGUUAAUUGUGUAUAAAAAAAUUAUUUACUGAAAAAGUAAAAUAAUUUUGAAAUGCAAGCAAUAUUAGGAAAUAGGUAAAAAUUAAAAAUAAAUCUUUUGUUUGAGACUUUCUACCACUUCAUUGCAACACACAUCAAUGUGUUUGAGAUUUUGUUGUAAUAUACUUUUAACUAAAUUUUAUACAAUUUUCGAGUGUAUUAACAAAACAAAUAAAUUUUUGAGUUUCUAGUCGUAGUUUAAGUAUUUUAUUUUUUUUAAUU
Messenger RNA from Lucilia cuprina (Australian sheep blowfly), 979 nucleotides. RefSeq names its product homeobox protein invected. NCBI's taxonomy places the organism in Eukaryota, Metazoa, Arthropoda, Insecta, Diptera, Calliphoridae. Gene Ontology annotation, molecular function: DNA-binding transcription factor activity, RNA polymerase II-specific; RNA polymerase II cis-regulatory region sequence-specific DNA binding. Gene Ontology annotation, cellular component: nucleus. The record is from RefSeq and is a predicted model, not a curated record. The transcript is spliced from 3 exons. Bases 1 to 627 code for a protein of 208 amino acids. Gene Ontology annotation, biological process: neuron differentiation; regulation of transcription by RNA polymerase II; multicellular organism development.